AUGUCUGCUCCCACCCCUCCCAGCAGGCGCGGCGGCGCUGCUCAGCAAUCCUUUCCGCCAUCUGACCAGACAGGACAGGACCUCGAUCUCUUUUCUCUGUCGCCAUUGACAGCUGUUUCGAGCCACGAUGGAUCAACUGAACAGAGCCUCAGGCUGCAGACUCUACCGUCUCCGACAGAGGAGACCACACCGACACAAGGCCAACCGAGACAGGGAGAAGAGGAACUGUCACCAACAUUGUCUCUUCAUCAUAAUCUCACCGUCGAUGUCGAUGAUGUCGGGUCUCUUUCCCACAGAGCAAAAUGGUUGCACCCGCAAGCAUUCGUUUCACCACGCCCGUCGAACAUAUCAACAGUAGAUCAAGCACUGCGUACUAUACUACCUCGUGCGCCAGAUCCAUACAAAAAGGGUGCAUUAACGAGCACGAAGGAUAUCACGCAGACAGAAUUGAAUGUUGACGAGAACGAUCAGCUGGAGAAGAUCGUCUAUGUUCCAACUUUGGUCACCUGCCUGCGAGACCGGGCCGUCGAAAAACUCCAGAAUCUGCACAUCAACUGGGACGAAGACGAUGAUAUUCUUUCUGUCACGAGUUUCCAUCCAUAUACUACCGCUAGGAAUCUGCCGAGGACAAUCUGGUCGGAGAAGGAUAUAGAACACUGGACUCACGCGGUGUUGUUUAGACCAGCUGUAGCAGCGGUGCGCGCCGUGAUGCUCCAAGAUAUCAAGCAUGACUUUGACAAAGUCCAUCCUUAUGUGUCGUCAAGCUCUGACAUUGAUGUAAUCCCGGACGGGAUGUUCGUUCUAUCGGAGGAAGAUUCAAUACCUACUAUUGGUGUGGUCAUCGAGAACAAAACGCCGUCAAUGUGGGAGGAAGGAAUGGACUACAGUAAACUGGAGUGGCCCGAAGGUAGUGAAAGAGACAUCCCUGCAGGAACCGCAAUGCGUUUUUACUGGCCAACGAAAAUAAUAGGCAACAGAGAGCAGGAUAGGGUCAUAGUCCAGGCGUGGACGCAGUUGGUAAAGGCCGAGUGUGACCUCGGAAUCAUUUCGACUCUUAAUACAACGAUUUUCCUAGCGCGUGGACGAGGAAACCACCGGAACACUCUGUAUAUUUCACCUGCCUAUCGGCGUGCAAUGUGCCCUAUCUACGCGGUGUUCUGUUGGUUUGCUAUCGCUGCGGGUAUCUUCAAGUACGAGGAUCUGAAUCUCCCUACACCGGACGCUAGCUGGUGGAAUGACUCAGUUAGGCGCGAUUUUUACAGCGAGUCCCCGGGCGUAUGUGCAGCGACAUACUACACAAGGUACCUGGAACAGAUUUGA
Molecule: messenger RNA, 1320 nt
Organism: Sparassis crispa
Lineage: Eukaryota; Fungi; Basidiomycota; Agaricomycetes; Polyporales; Sparassidaceae
Exons: 3
Coding region: 1-1320 (439 amino acids)
Source: RefSeq, a predicted model, not a curated record